AUCAUGUGUGAGUACUAGAUGGUAUUAUUCCAUUACCCUGCCAUCAUAAAUAAUUAAUUGCAAUUUGAGUGCUGCUUGAUAGUUUUAUAAAACAAACAUUCCAACUAUCGCCUUUUUAUUGGGACUUCGGAACUUUGCUCAGUAAAGUUUUCAGUAUUACAUUUCCAUAUUUUUGAUUUUUCUAAAAUGAUAUUCUUUUUACAAAUUCCUAUUGAUGGAUAAUUUUCCUUAGUUGAUAUUGCUUAAAAUACUCUUUUGAGCACAGCCAUAUAAAUGGAAUUCCAUUUUGUGUUGCCUGAGUAAUGGCUCCAAUUCUACGGCAAGGAGAAUUAUGUUUCACGUCCUACAAUAUCUCUACAGACCGAAACACAAACUCUAAAGCAGGAACUGAUAAUUACAGCGAAGAAGAUAAACAUGCUCUCCUAUACAUUGUUUGCACUCUUCUCUUUUACUCACUUGGGAUAAUGAUUGGCAUAGUGUCGUACAUAAAAAGAGAAAAACAAGACAUAGAACAGGAAAAAAUGUUUGAUGACUUUUUAACAUCAUUUAGAGGUGAAACAGAAGCAGUGCAUUACAGGCAAUUUAAAGUACAAGAAACUAUAGAACGGUUAGCCGAAAUAGAAAGGGCUGAUGAAAAAAGUUUCGAUGACUUUAAUGCAGGAAAAGUGAUUUGUGGUAGGAAAAAGCAUUUAUACAAAUUUGCAAAUGUAAGCUUUAUACAGGCACCUGUAGUUAAAGUAAACAGCAUGACAAGUGUAGCGACCGGUAAUGAACAAGAGCGUGAUGCAGAAAAUUUUGACCCGUUUUUUGAUAGAAGACUGUCUGAAGUUGUGGCAGAAAUGAUAGCUGAUAAAUACAUUGAAAACCGCAGUAAAACUAUGACAAAUAAUUUGAACGUUAAAGAAAAUAAAGACAAUAAAAAUAAAUCCAUUGACUGCGACAGAGCAAUUGAAAAUAAAGACUUAUGCAAAGAAUCACUAAGAAAAGCAGAAUCUGAUCUUUAUUAUGACAAAAUGGUGCUUGAGAAAGAUACAUCUUCCUGCUGUAACGAAGCUACACUGCCACAUGACAAACUCCAACCAGAAUAUCCCCAAGACGAUUCCGUUUAUCACAGCAUCAAAACUAACACAGGCAGAAUUAUAGAGACAACAUUCGGAGUCAAUGUAUAUCAGGAAAAUCUUAACAUAACACCUGGAGAACAGUUAAACAAAGAAGCGAAUUUUGGUAAGGGAAAUAAACAAAGAGAUUUGACAUUCAAAUGGUCUGUAACUAGUGUUUAAGACAAAUAAAAGAAAAAUAUGUCAGACCACAGAAAGUUAUAAAACAAUGGUUUGCACCGUCCGAAUGUCACAUGAAAAUGUUUAAGUGGGUAUAUAUAAGCUUAUUUACUGUCACAUAUGUUGGCAAUAUAUGCAACAGAAAAUGUGUUCAAGUUAAGUUUUCACCGAGAACGAAAUUACGUGACAAAAAAGAGUUUAGUUGUCAGGGAAAAUCUAACUGAACGUUAAGGAGAGUUAAGAGUCUGUAAAUAGCAAUGCGAAAAUAACAGCAUGGUUGUUGUUUUUCUAUAUCGGUUGUUUUAUAAAUCUGACUGCGCAGAUACAUUUUAUGGUACAAAUCAUACAAUGUUUUGUGUUUCUUUUUCAAAAUUAACAGCUAUCAAUAAGCAAGCACCGUGCAAGAGCAAGGUGUCACCUUGAUAUAUAUCUAUAGUAUUGUCUUU
This is a messenger RNA of Mercenaria mercenaria, 1723 nucleotides long. RefSeq lists its product as uncharacterized. Bases 303 to 1280 code for a protein of 325 amino acids. The transcript has 2 exons. NCBI's taxonomy places the organism in Eukaryota, Metazoa, Mollusca, Bivalvia, Venerida, Veneridae. The record is from RefSeq and is a predicted model, not a curated record.